UGCGAUAUUAUUGUCGAUAUAUCAAUAUCCAACUAUCUAAAUUAUGGGGAAUUGUGCGUGAUGAGUAUGCGGGUAUUAAUUUUUAAGAGGUAAUUAGUAGUUAUGAUUAUUUAAAAAGCUGUGAUAUUUGUUUAAUUUGUCAAUUGAUAAAUAUGGCUGGUGUUGCGGAGAAUCGCAAAAGUAAAUGUCAAUUGCAAUCAGAAGAUGUCCAGGUAAUGGAUUGCAUUGGACGUACGCAAGGAGAUGGAAUGGAAAAUGUAGUUAUGAAUGAAAAUGAGGCUAAGCAAUCCAAGUGCCGUCUUAAUGAUAGCCUUAUUUACUAUCCAAAGAAUUUAAAGCAAUCUAUAUCAACGGGUCCAGUUAUUCCCACUGGUACUAUUGUAAAUCUUAUUCCAAAAAAUAUCACAGCUACAAAGGGCAAAAGACAAAUUUUAAAUUCUUUAAAAACAAAGGAACCCAAAUUUGUACCUUACGAACCGUACAAAGCAGCAGUUAACCCUAUUGUUCCGACUGAAAAAAAAAAUAAAAAGCAUUCCAAGUGGGAUACAAAUAUUAAUGUAGCAGUUACGGAUGUUGCUAAAUUGAAGAUUAAUGAUACGAAUGUUGAGAAAGAAAGAAAUAAUGAAAAAGAUAAAAAGGAAGAAUCUAAUUGGGAUAAGGAAAAGAAAAUCUAUGAAAGUGAAAUUCAAAAGCUUAAAGAAGAGAAUAGUCAAUUAGAAAAUCAAUUAAAAUUCCAAGCACAGGUAAAUGGUGAAUUAAAAAAUUUGCUGGUAGCAGCUGUAGGUGAAGAUCUUGAAACUAAAGUUCAUUUGCUUACUGAAGAUAAACUACAACUUGCCCGUGCACUUUUAAAUUCUGCUCAACAUCUUAGUACUCAUCAAGAACAAACGGAAUGGUUAGCAGGACAAUGUGAAGUUUGGAGGAGUAAAUUUUUAGCUAGUAGUUUAAUGGUAGAGGAACUUGCAAGAUGGAAGGCUGCCCUUUGUCAAAGAACGACCGAUCUUCAAGAAUCUAUAAAAAGAUUACUGGAAGAACGUAAAAGUAUACGCGAUGCGUCACUUAAAACAUAUAGAACUCUUAGUAUUCUCUUAGAAAGUUUCGAUCCUGUUCGAGCAGCGUCAUACAAACGUCAUGCACUACCGAGUACAAAUGUUAUAGAUUUGGCACAGGGCUCUUGUCAAUUAGCAGAAAUUUUAAAAGUUCAAUUAUUAAGUGGCAUGUUGAAUACAAUGUCAAAUAAAGAUAUUAAUAUAACUGGUUUGGAAAUGCAAACAUUGGCAGAAAAAAAUGCAGAGCAACUACUUAUGAGCCCAAAUCUACUUAUGUCAGGAAGACAAGAUGCUGCUUGUAGCGCAGUUAUGGGAGCAGCUUUUGCUAUCGGGGGUCAAAUUUUUAUUCCACGAGAUACGUCGAAUAUUAGUUGUUGUCCAAAUUGCAGUGGUGAAGUAAAACAAAUUUGAAAAUAAAUUAUCGUAGAAUCGUAAUUUAUAAAUGAUCUAUGAUGCUUCCGUGUUUAAAUCGAUCGAUUAUUCAUAAUCAGGCCUAAUGAUCGCUUAUGAAGAUAUUUCAAUCGAUACGAAUAAUUACAAUAAAAAUUAUAUGUUAAAGAUAGAGAAAUAAAGUCAUUAAAAAUUUUUCAUA
This is a messenger RNA of Vespa mandarinia (Asian giant hornet), 1641 nucleotides long. RefSeq names its product golgin-45. NCBI's taxonomy places the organism in Eukaryota, Metazoa, Arthropoda, Insecta, Hymenoptera, Vespidae. Gene Ontology annotation, biological process: Golgi to plasma membrane protein transport; Golgi organization. The record is from RefSeq and is a predicted model, not a curated record. Gene Ontology annotation, cellular component: Golgi membrane.